AUGGAGGACAUCUGCGUCUUAAAUUUGCUACCAUUUGCAUCUCUCUCUGUUGAAAAUUAAUAUCCCAGAUAAAAUGAAUUAAGUGACUCAUUAAGCAGUUAAGGAACUAAUAAUUAGGGGGAAUAAUCAUGUACUUUAAACGAAACGAGCAAGAAGUCUUAAGUCACUAAAAAGAAAAUCAGCAAGGAGCAGCCUUAGGAUGUAAAAAAAAAUCAAGGACAUUGGUCAACUCAAGAACAUCUAAUUUAUGUUGAGUUCCUCAAACAACAUCAAAACACAACUAUGCAAAAUCAAUAAAAUAGAAAAAAUAACAAAAUCUUCAAACUCAUGUCAAUGACCAUUGGGACUAGAUCCCCUUCACAAUGCAGAUCCCACCAUUAAAAAUUCAAUCCAUUUACAUUGGCUGGGCAAAAGAGAAACAAGAAGAACAAGAAGAGAAUCAAUGCUGAAAACAUAACAUAUGCUAACGAAGUCUAAUAGUACUACACGCCAGAAAUCAAAUCUCAAAUAAACCCCUGUCACUUCGAGUACCUGUCUAACAAUGAAGACUCCCGUCCUUAGUUAUAAAACUUUUGUUGUAACUCUAAUGAUGACAGUGAUAACUGCUAUCGAAAUGAUUACUAGUACCUGGAGGAGCUAAUUAAUUGAAGUAGAUUGUAUUAUAUUUGUUCUGUUUUAAAUAAGUUUAUAUCAUAAUCAAAGUAUAUA
Molecule: messenger RNA, 708 nt
Organism: Paramecium tetraurelia
Lineage: Eukaryota; Ciliophora; Oligohymenophorea; Peniculida; Parameciidae
Exons: 5
Source: RefSeq, a predicted model, not a curated record